CGCCGGAUUCCCACGACGAGGAUCCGUGAGGGAGACGGCGCGCUCGGGCGGCUGCGGCGAAGAUGGCGGAGGAAGCGGAGGAGGCGCCGGCCGCCCUCGGCCACGGCGAGGCGGAAAGCGUCGAAGAGCUCCCGGGGGCGGAAGCCGGCAUUGAUGAAGAGGGGCUUCUGAAUCAGGAGAGUAAUGGGCCUCCCAAGCCAGACGAGGCCAUGCCGGUGCAAGAGAUCAAUGGGGAUAGCCUGGAAGACAACACGGCAGCCCUGCAGGCCGAGCCAGCCAGAGAGGAGACCCCUCAGCCUCCUGCUUCAGAUGUGGGGAUGAUGAUGUCCUUGAGCCAGCCCAUGGAGGAUCUCUCUAUCACCUACCCUCUGGAGUUUGAGCGCUACUGGAGAGCCACUCAAGAGAACCCCCUGGACUUCACCGCAUGGACCGAAUUGUUGCAAUACGUGGAACAGGAGAAUCACAUCUACGCCGCCCGCAAAGCUUUCGAUAACUUCUUCCUGCGGUACCCUUACUGCUACGGCUACUGGAAGAAGUACGCAGACAUGGAACGACGCUUUGACUUCAUCAAGGAGACCGAGGAGGUUUUCCAGCGAGGGUUGCAGUCCAUCCCUCUCAGCAUGGACCUCUGGAUCCACUACAUCACUUUCCUGCAGUCCACCUUGGAUAUGAACCAACCCGAUUCAGCUCAGAAAAUUUGUGGCACUUUUGAGGCCGCCGUGGCUGCCGCGGGAGUCGAUUUCCGUUCGGACAAGCUCUGGGAGAUGUAUGUGGAAUGGCAGAAGGAGCAGGGAGACCUGAGGGCCGUCACUGGCAUUUAUGACAGGGUGCUGUCCACUCCCACCCAGCUGUACAGCCAUCACUGGGAAAACUUCAAGGAACACCUGUCCAGCCAUCCGCCUGUGGACAUUCUCUCCAUGGAAGAGCUGCUGUGGAUGCAGUCCAAGUUGGCCUCCGAUGCGGCCCCCAAGACGACGGAGGGGGAAACCGAGGAGGAAGCACCACCUGGGGAAGAACUGCCCCCCAAGGCGGAAAGCAAGCAGGAGGCCGCAGAAGGGAGUCAGGCGUUGGCGUCACUGGACCCGGAGAAAAUCCUGGAGCAAUCCAUUUCGAUCCGCCAGCAGAUCUUCGCUCAGAACGAAGGCGAAGUCAGCAAGCGCUGGAAUUUUGAAGAUGGGAUCAAGAGACCCUACUUCCACGUGAAGCCCCUGGAGCGAGCGCAGCUGCGGAACUGGCGGGACUACCUGGACUUCGAGAUCGCCAGCGGUAUGCACGAGCGCACCAUCGUGCUGUUUGAGCGCUGCGUCAUCGCUUGCGCCCUCUACGAGGAGUUCUGGAUUAAGUAUGUCAGGUACCUGGAGAACCACAGCAUAGCUGGAGCCAGGAGCGUUUUCCAGCGGGCGUGCUGUUACCAUCUGCCUCGUAAGCCCAACAUUCACCUCUUGUGGGCAGCCUUUGAGGAGAAACAAGGAGAGGUGGAGGAAGCUCGGCGUAUCUUGAAGACCUUCGAGGACUAUGUGCCCGGCCUCGUCAUGGUGCGUUUGCGGCGGGUGAGCCUGGAACGUCGGCUGGGGAACAUGGACAUGGCGGAGGCCCUCCUGAUGGAAGCCAUACGGGACAACGAGGGGAUGCCCAUCUCCUCCUUCUACUCCGUCAAGCUGGCUCGACAAGUCCUCAAAGUGCAGAAGAACCUGGCCAAGGCACGGAAGAUUCUCCUCGAAGCCUUGGAGAAGGACCCGGACAACGCCAAGCUCUAUGCGAACCUCUUGGAGAUGGAAUUCAGCGCUGAUGUCCGGCAGAACGAAGGCAACACCAUGAGCAGUUUCGACCGGGCCUUGACCAGCGGGCUGCCCCUGGAGACCAAGAUCAUCUUCUCCCAGCGCAGGGUGGAGUUUCUGGAAGAUUUUGGAUCGAGCAUAAACAGCCUGCUGAUGUGCUACGAAGAGCAUCAGAAACUCCUGAACCAGCAGAUGAUGAGGAAGAGGCUUCUGGAAAAUGGCAGCGCUGAUGAAGCCGAUGACAAACGAUUGAGGCUUGAAGAUGCAGCCAUGGGCGGUGGCAGCGUAGCCAUGUCGACAACGGGCAUCACGCCCUUGAUGGCGACGGAUACCAGCACAGCGGGCUCUUACAACUAUAACACGUGGUACCAGAAUUACAGCAACUAUGGAUACCAGAACACGUGGAACUACAAUCAGUAUUACCAACAGACCUAAAAACACCGGACAGGAGAUGGUUGUGUUUGUGGCACUGAUGGGCAGCUGCGGCUGUCUUUGCUCAAACUUCUCAACGGGAGCAAAAGUCUGACUGUCACCUCAUUCGCGGCGGCGGUAGAGCGCCUGGUUGCUAGCUUUAGAAAAACCUGGCCCCUUUUUGUAUUGAUUUAUCGUUUUCCCCACCAAAAAUUUCUGAAACCGGAGAGAAACACGUUGCCAUCCAGAGAUCCUGCGUGAAGAAGCAAGAUUUCCUUCCUUCCAUGGCAGGGCUGAAAGAAUUCCGCGCUCAAGGGAACUCCAGCAGAGUCGAUUCUGAAGAUGCACAACCACAGACUGUUGUGAUCCAGCAUCCUCUCCCUGGGUGCAAAUCUCAUUUCAUUUUAAAACAAGGCCUCGGAAACAGCAAUUUUUAUUUUAUUAUUUUUUUUGUAAAAGGGUUUCCUCUGUACAUUUUCACUUUUUGCAGCUGUAAAUAAAAUGGAACUGUUAAUGUC
Pantherophis guttatus is the source of this 2707-nucleotide messenger RNA. RefSeq names its product pre-mRNA-processing factor 39-like. The record is from RefSeq and is a predicted model, not a curated record. Gene Ontology annotation, molecular function: protein binding; pre-mRNA 5'-splice site binding. Gene Ontology annotation, cellular component: commitment complex; U1 snRNP; U2-type prespliceosome. Gene Ontology annotation, biological process: RNA processing; mRNA 5'-splice site recognition. NCBI's taxonomy places the organism in Eukaryota, Metazoa, Chordata, Lepidosauria, Squamata, Colubridae.